AUGGCCGACCAGCAGUCGCAGUCGCAGCAGGUGCGCGUCCAGCUCACCACCCGUCAGCCCGACGUCGCCAUUGCCCAGGACCCGGGCCCCAUUCUCGUCUCUACCAACCUCCGCCGCUAUGCCCUGUCGACCCUCGUCAACGACCUGCUCGACAACGACCGCCCCAUCCCCUUCGAGUUCCUCAUCAACGGCCAGUUCCUGCGCUCCUCGAUAGACGACUUCCUCACCGACAACGGCAUCUCCGCCGAAACCACCCUCGCCGUCGAGUACGUCCGCGCCCUGAUACCUCCGCUCCACGUCGCCUCGUUUGAGCAUGACGACUGGGUCGCCGAUGUCGAUGUCUUGUCGCGGAAUUCCCCUGCCGGCCGCUGGGCCUCUGGCGCCGUCGCCGAGGGGCAAGAGAGGAUACUGUCGGCCUGCUACGACGGGCUGCUGCGCAUCUGGGACCCAGCCACCUCCGACGUGAUAGCUACGUCCCCGGCUGUCGGCGGCCACACGUCGUACGUCACGUCGGCCAAGUUCGUCAACGCGACGACGCUGGUGUCGGGCGCCGCCGACCGGUCCCUGCGCGUGUGGAACUACAACGAGACGACGGACGGCGCGAACAAGGCUUCCCUGACGCCCACGCUGGAACUCUACGGCCACAAGGCCAGCGUCGACGCCCUCGCCGUGCAUGCGCCCUCUUCCCGCAUCCUCUCCGCCUCUGCAGACAACACCGUUGGCGUCUGGAGCACGAGCGCCACAAACGCUCCCGCCGCCCCAGCCAACCUCCUCCCGACUGCCUCGGCGCAGGCCAACAAGCGGCGGAAGCUAGGACCGAAGGGCCAAGCCAGCGGCAAGCCGGCCGCGCAGCGGGGCGCGCUACAGCUGCUGCACGGGCAUAGCGCGCCCGUGUCGAGCGUCGUGUUCAAGCCUGGCGACGCGACGGUGGCGCACUCGGCGUCGUGGGACCACUCGCUGCGGACGUGGGAUCUUCCGACCGGAACCUGCGUGGAUACGCGCACGCUGGCGCAGCCGCUGCUCUCGCUGGCCGCGAUGCGCGACGUCAACCUGCUCGCGACGGGCACGAGCGCCCGGCACAUUACUUUGGUGGAUCCGCGGGUGGACGCGCGCACCGUGGCGGCGCUGACGCUGCGCGGGCACAGCAACGCCGUGGUCGCGCUGAGCGCAGCGCCCGAUAGCGCGUUUGGGCUUGCGAGCGGAAGCCAUGACGGCACGGUGCGGCUGUGGGAUGUGCGGAGCGUGCGGCCGUCGGAGGACGGCAAGGGCCAGGUCGGCGACCCCGUGUACAGGAUCACGCGGGAGAGCGUGGGCGAUGGCGCGGAUUCGGAGCGCAGGGUUGGUGGCGAGGGCGUCAAGGUGUUUGGGGUUGUGUGGGAUGCCGACGUCGGGGUUGUCAGUGCGGGCGAGGAUAAGAGGGUCCAGGUUAAUCGGGGAGAGGGUGUUGGUGCAAGGGAAUAG
Messenger RNA from Aplosporella prunicola CBS 121167, 1461 nucleotides. RefSeq lists its product as uncharacterized. Bases 1 to 1461 code for a protein of 486 amino acids. Gene Ontology annotation, cellular component: preribosome, large subunit precursor. The record is from RefSeq and is a predicted model, not a curated record. Lineage: Eukaryota; Fungi; Ascomycota; Dothideomycetes; Botryosphaeriales; Aplosporellaceae. The transcript has a single exon. Gene Ontology annotation, molecular function: protein binding. Gene Ontology annotation, biological process: ribosome biogenesis.